AUGAAUGUCGAGUUUGCGACAUAUUCCGUGAUUGCUUUCCUCAGCCCCAACUUCUUCGUUACACCACACACCCUUUCAACUUGCAAACGAUUUUGGAAUUCACAGAUAAUAAUUUUGCUUAAACGAAGUAGUUGCCAGCUCCUCCUUGCCGACGGCACACCAAAGAAGAUCGUUUACCGCGAGCCUCGUUUUGUGACCCCUCUCGACAGCUCUUCCUCGACAGCUCCCCCGACAACUCUCCCCCGACAACUCUCCCUCGACAGCUCUCCCUCGACCCCUAAAAUUCUCGCCCAAGUUGCGCGUACUCAGUUCACCAUUGUCCUCACCAUUGUCCUCACCAUUGUCAGGCCCACCAAUUAUCGCGUUUCCAGGGCCGGCUUAUUCACAUUCGGAAAUGCUAACACAUUCUGCUCGCAAGAAAAGCGCCAACUUGCCCUCGGCGAAGAUACUCAGAGCUUCUAUUCUGGUGAUUCACCUGAAUCUUUUGAGGAUGACGCAAGUAUUUCCUCCAGUGCUGACGACCCGGAUAAUACCUCUACCGAUAGUUCUGUGGAAGUAGUAAUAAGCCUCGCUGCGACAACGGAUAUCCUCUGGCAAUGUUAUCGCUGUCCCCACGAGGGGAAGUCGCACGGUAGAGUGGAAGAGCACUAUCUUAGGGCACACGAAGAAAUCAAACUUUAUCAAUGCGAGACACAUGCACACAGUUUCCUCGCUUUACAUGAGUUGAGACGGCAUAUGAUAGGUAUACUACAUGACAAAGAAUUAAUAAAUGUACAAUGGGCAGAUGGAGACAGGAGAAAGGUUACCUCAAUCGCUUGUAUUUUAUGUUCAACUACAGUCGAGGGCGCAUCGGAAUAUCUUGAGCACUGCCGAAGAAAGCACUGGAAAGUCAAGUACAGGUGCUUGCGCUGUAAGCUCAGAUUCGCAAGCCGAACAGAUAUUAGAAAUCACCGGAAUCACCAUAUCCAAGAUGACCCGGAACAGGAGCAAAACCGACUCGGAAUACUUCUAAAUCAUUGUUAUGUAGCCAAAAUCGCGAAAGCUUUGGAAGCGCUCCAGGAGUCACCGACUCGUGAGAUAAUAGCCGAAUGGAUCCUGGACAACGAUCCACCUCCACCAGAACAUAGACGGAGGUGUCGUGCAGCUGUAUUCGCAACACUUCGAGAGAAGUUCGAUAAGACUGAGGAGGGCCAUUGGAUAGCGACUACGAAGUCCGCAACUCGAUCGCAAAUUGGACGGUUAGUUGCUAUUGCUUUUUACGAAAGGAACUUCCAGCACUCCUCUGAGGAACAAAUUUACGAAUUGAUCAAAGGCGACUAUCCGGGUCAAUCGAAACAUUGCGUUAUCGAUACGAUUAGGGGUCACUUAACCUAUACUCAAUACCGAUACGGAGCGGAUAAGAAAAAGAAAGAUCCGAAUGAUCCAAUAACCACUUGGCAUAUUAGAAGAGGAUUGAAGGGAGAGGUCGAAUUUCAAGCAAUAGCAGCCCUUAGCGGGCAGACAGUCUUUGCCGAUCCUGGUCUUACGAAACCCCAACUCGUUGUGGAGGCUUUGGGAUAUGGCCCGAAGAACGACGUAGAACUAUACCGCUGGAUUGCACGCCGGUAUCCCUUUCACAUAGGAGCAAAGAAAGCAAUUUUGGAGACCGCUAUCAAGCUCAAACUUCCGAAGGCGCGAGGACGUUAUUAUCUGAGAGAUAGCGAUGUUAUACAACUUAAGGGAAAACGCAAGGGAGCGCUUCCAAUUAGCAGCCUUCACCAUGCGGCCAAACGCAUGCGGGUAAACGUCAACGGCAACGGUAAUGAUACCUCCCUUUUCCAAUGUAUUAGCAAACUAACUCCGGAAUCUGACACUAUGCAACGUUGCCACACCCUUUCGCCGCGCAGCGGCUCUCCACCAAACGCGGACAUAAGAGGCUAUCCCAAACGAAACGACCCUGUGAAAGGCGGCCAUGAGGAAGACGACCCCAACCUUCUACAAAAUGACAUUGGGACUCCAAUCAAGCCGGGAGAGCAAGCAGAAGAUAUGUAUAGGAGACUCGCCUUACUCUAUCGAGGCUCUAACUUCUAUCGGAAGGGUGGUGAAGGGCUAAAAGAGAUUGCCAAUCAAGGAGUAUCGAAAUGGUUUUUGGACGAGUUAGUAUACGGUUUACAUGUAGAAGAGGGACAGGCUAGUGAAAGAAAAGAGUUGGGCCUUGGCUGGGCGUGGAUAGCCCACAUUUCGGGAGACAUACUAUCCAAUAUCCACACAGUUCUCUUCACCAAGCCCCUUUUUAAGAUAUUACCGCCACCUCCUUCGUCCUAUGAGGGUAAAGACGCCAAAUCUCUGUUUGCUGCCAAAGGUUGCUGUUUCUCCUGCCUUAUAAAUCACGAGCCAGCGAGUGCCUGUCAACUGUCUGCUCGUUUAUGGCGACCCUACCCGUCACCUCAUUUUAAGUAUGAUUGUAAUGAGCUAUUCCUUAUACUUCUCGGCGAACACGCUUCUUCCUCGACCUUGUCCAAAUCUAUCGUACAUCGUUGGUUACGACAACACCGUCCUUCAGCAACUGAGCGCGAGAGGUCGACAUACAUUGAGCAAUUUUGCGACACAGUCGGAGAAGACGAAAACGGUGACGAUAUCCUAGCUUUAAAGUCUCGAUUCACGCUUCAAGCCGAAGAAUCGGGUAGUGCAUUUCCUAAUCGUACAUCACCGUCCUCCGAGCCAGCUCCACAAGACUUAAUACAGCCUCCAAGUUCAAAUGCAAACCCGGAUACGGACGUGUACGGAGAUGAUAUCAUCCCAAAGUAUACUUUCGUCUCUGGUUCUAUGAGUCCCGAAGAUAGUAUUGACGAAGUACGGGUUAAUUCAGCUGUCGCUCGGCCGUCAAGUGUACACAACAAACACCGAGCUAUCAAGACGCUCGAGGCCAGACCCGACACAGCGUUGACAAGUAGGCUGGCUUUCGUCACUAACGGUACAACCGUUCCUUCUCCUCAUGGAUACAAAAACCCCGUUCACGCAUCUAGCGCAGAACCCGCACAUCAAGCACGAAUCCCCGGGGCGAUAUCAAAUUUUUUAGAUGAUGGCAAUAUAGGGCAAACCCACACUUGGGGCGGUUUACGCAUAGAAGGUGCUAGAAUGCACUAUCCAGAAACCUUGGAAUGGACGUGGAUGAUCCAAAAUGCUGGACAUUCCAGCAUAGCUAAAGCGAAGCGAUUCACCAUUCUUCAUCUUCAGAGGAUCUCUAUUUACUACGGGAAGCUGGGAAUGGGCAUUCAAAAGAUCAAAGACACAACUAUCACCAAUGCCGACCUAGCAAGGACCAUAUAUCCACUGGCACUUGCCAAUAAGCAGGCAGGAUUGCGAGCGGACAAGGGGCUUGGCUGGCAGAUAAUAGAAUACAUUUCUCGAGCCAUUCUCCGGAACAUCGAAACAGCUCGAUUCGGCUGCUCUAUCUUCAACCCAAAAUGGGGGGAUACAGCCGAUGCUGCAGUUUGUCCUGAGAUAGAUUGUGAGAGAUUUGUGAAAAUCGAUGCCGAAACUUUGUUUCCGGUGGGAACAGGUUGCAUUAUCUGCCUGAAAGUAGACCACCUGUCUGACAACUGCCCUAACGAGCAAAGCGAAGUCGAGUACAACUUCGAUGAGCUUAUUUCAAUGGCCUUAUCGGAGGAAGAUAGCAGCAACCUUCAGCUACCAAGGGCCACGAUUCGCCAAUGGAUUGGGCUCUACCGCAGUGAGAAAGAUCUCGAAACAAUGAUUGACGACGCUCUUGCCAAAAGGCUUGACCAGGUGCGCAACGAUUUACUAGACUCGGGAGAUCAAGACGAAUCACUUAUUACAGAGCAACUAGUAAAUUGUUAUCCUGCUCUCAGAUUUACUAAAGGGGAGGCGUGGCAUAACGAGCGGAUGAUCCGCCGCUAUUUCGUAGAGAAAUUUACAAUAAUUGACAUACAAGGCGAUGGCGACGGUGUGUUUCGUAUUCGAGUUGGGAAUGAAGAUGAGGCUGUGUUAGCACUUUGUCUGGAUGGGACGAAGCUGCUACCAAAAGAUAGAUAUCCUUUCAGACUCGAGAGAGAUUGA
This is a messenger RNA of Venustampulla echinocandica, 4059 nucleotides long. RefSeq lists its product as uncharacterized. The transcript is spliced from 8 exons. Bases 1 to 4059 code for a protein of 1352 amino acids. The record is from RefSeq and is a predicted model, not a curated record. NCBI's taxonomy places the organism in Eukaryota, Fungi, Ascomycota, Leotiomycetes, Helotiales, Pleuroascaceae.